This is a messenger RNA of Osmia bicornis bicornis, 3135 nucleotides long. Its product is annotated as repressed by EFG1 protein 1-like. The transcript has 9 exons. The record is from RefSeq and is a predicted model, not a curated record. Gene Ontology annotation, cellular component: extracellular region. Lineage: Eukaryota; Metazoa; Arthropoda; Insecta; Hymenoptera; Megachilidae. Bases 1477 to 3033 code for a protein of 518 amino acids.
UAAAGCCGCCAGUGCUAUUCGUCGCCGCAGUGCGAUACGGUCGAUAGAAGAAAACGUGGGCGACAGUCUCCGGUGGUUGCAGCUGCUAUACAAAACUGCCGCGACGCUCAUUCCCACAACGACGUCAUUAUUCUACCCUAUUCGAACAUUUCCCGGAAUCGACGCGCCUUCUUUUCUCUUUUCGAGGACGUGCCAACAUAGGGUGGCCGAUCGAUCACGAUUUAUUCCGCUCGAGGAUGUUGCGCGGGCGGCAUCGUGCCGCAAAAACUGUCAGAUAGAAUUCCUGUGAACGUGAUCGGUGUUCCAAGGGGUUGUUUUAUAUCAUAUAAAGGGGUUGUUUUCGUCGUGGAAUGAUCAGUGUUUUGGUUCGUUGUGGUUUCGAGGAUUUAUUUCAGAGACACCAGCUGUUUCUGUUAACUGUUUACUUGGAUAUUGUAAUAUAAAAUUGAAGAAAUUAAAAAUUCUUAAAUUAUCAUAUAAAUCAAAAGUAUUUGAUUAAAACAAUUUGCGACAAAUGAUAAAGGGUUCAUCAUCCCUUAGCGAAUGUUCAAGGACAAGACCAUAAAAAAAUGUGCUUUUAAAUGCGAACCAAUGACGAUCGCGAUCUGCGAAUCGGAAGAACGAUCACGAUGCUCGAUCGUUCCAGAAGCAGUUUACGGCCACGUCGCGAUCACGAGGAUACCGGAAGGAGAGGGAAGUGAGAAAUACCGGCGUGGAAGUGCAACGAUUCCGUGCGGCGUACUCCGAAACAUGUUGGCCCUGGCACGGCCAAACUCUAACUGAUCGUGCAAAGAGAAACGAUCGAGGCACGGCCGCGUGGCGAGCCGUGACAUUGGACUACGUGGAAUCUGUUUACUCGUGAACGCGGUUCGACAAGCCGAUUCGUGCCACCAGGGAUCCCCGUCCUUGACGUAACAUCGACCUAUCGAUCACUAUCGACAUCUGGAUUAAGCAACCGACCAGCGAGCUCGUAAUUAAUCGCUUUCUGCGACGUUAGAUUAACGCUACAUCGUUAGUGUAACGCUUCUCCAUCGCGAAUCUUUGAUCUUGAUAAAUAAUUACAAACCGGAGAAUAAUCGUGUCUCGAUCGUGACGGUGGUUGGUGAAUAGUUUGACUCGUUUUAUAUGGUGAUAUUCUUCUUGGGAAUAUUUUAUCCUAGUUAUGGAAUAAUCGUAGCGGUCUCGAGUCUCGAAGGAUCGACGGCGACAGGAGGUGGGCGGACUGGCGCCAGAGAAGAGGAGGGUUGCCGAUCGAUUUCAGCUUCGAAAGAGGAUGCUCCGUUUCGCGACGUAGCAAUACGUGUUUUUACAUCGUAGUCACGUGCCAAGAAGCGUAGUUGUGCCGUGGUUGGAGAUCGGUGGGGCAGAGUAACGACGAGGGGAUUUUUCCCGGCGCGGCGACCGAACGUCGUUGUGGAAAAUCGAUCCGCCACCCUGGUUGGCCACCCCGUUGCAACCACCCAGCAGCGCGGUGCAAUGACCUCGAAACCGGGAAGGUCCUACAGCGUGAGGUCUCCGCGAGUCGGAGGGCCUCUCUCGCAAUCGUUAGCAAUGAUUCCGCCAACGAUGCACGGCCAUGAAUUUAAUCAACCCCUGUCGAGGGUGGUUAUGGUCCGUAAAACGGAUCAAAGGACAUUCAGUAAGGGUAGAAGGGGAGGAGAGCCUCUCCUGGAAACGGUUACCAGGGAAACAGUCGAGCUUUUCAACGGCGGCCGAGCCGAGAGGAAAUAUACGUCUGAAACCAGAGACAUCGUUACGCCAAAAUCAAACAGUAUGCCCUCGCUCAGCGUUAAUGGAACGAAAAAGAAGGUGGUCGGCUUUGUCGACCAACUGUCGCCUGAAAGGUCGAGGACGGAUUCGGUGAGAUCGAAGUCCCCUUUGACGGCGUCUCCAGCCUCUCCAGGGCCAUUGUCGAAUUCCUUGCACGGCAGUUUUCAUGGUAGCUUAGGAAGCGAUGGCAUGUCUUGCAGUAGUGCCAGGUCCUCAUCAGCGUCUCCGGAUUCUGCAAGAUACUCGUCGACACCGAUCACAAAGACUGACACACGUAAAUCGUCUGUGCGCAGAUUGGGACCUCCUAGAGAAUUUAUCAGCGUUUGCCUCGAAACGCACAACUGCUACCGCGCGAGGCAUGGAGUGCCACCUCUUCGUCUCAGUAAACAGUUAUGUAAAACGAGUCAAGAUUGGGCGAAUAUAUUGGCUGCUAGAGGAAGGUUAGAGCACAGAGCGAAUAGUGACUAUGGUGAAAACCUUUACUGUAUGUGGAGCUCUAAUCCGAAGACUGUUGUGAGUGGCGACGAGCCGGUAAAUGAAUGGUAUGCCGAAGAAGCCCAGCAUCAAUACGGCAAGGAGCCGACUACUCUAAAAACCGGCCAUUUCACCCAGGUGGUGUGGAGAGACAGUACAGAGUUGGGUGUCGGAAUGGCGAGGAAUCGAAACGGCGAAGUUUACGUAGUUUGUAAUUAUAAUCCAGCUGGAAACUUCCUGGGGAGUUUCACGGAAAACGUGCUUCCGCCUGGAUGUUCGAGUCCUACUAAAAAGAUCACCUUUUUGGAUCCUAAACAACAGUACCCAUUGGAUGAACAAGCGUGGCAACAGGAAGCUUUGUUGGUUCAUAAUGAGUACAGAAGGAGACAUCGUGUUCCUGAUCUAACGUUGAGUGCCGAUUUAACGGCUGCUGCUAAGGCGUGGGCGAACACGUUGCUGAAUACGAACAAGCUGAUCCCGCAGUCAUCGUCUCCGUACGGGGAGAACAUCUACUCGAUGCAGUGUUCCGAUCCGAAACUGAUUGUACCACCGCGAGAGGUUGUCUCAAAGUGGUAUUCCGAAAAGAAGGAUCACAAGUUUGGAACGGAGCCAAAGGUCUUGAACACGUGUCAUUUCACCCAAAUCGUUUGGAAAAAUACUACCGAGAUGGGUAUAGCGAUGGCUAAAAAGGAUGGAACCUGUGUGAUAGUCGCGUGUUAUCACCCAAGGGGUAACAUCGUCGGUCAGUUCACGGAGAACGUGUUAAAACCGGUGAAAACAGCCUGUUAGUUUACUAACAUCUACCCACACCUGUCGAUAAUGUAUUUAAACGCUGUAUUUAUAUAUCGUGCAUAGACGACGAUACGCAUAAUAUAUAUGUAUAUAACACAA